CAGCAAUGGCCGCUCUGGAGCGGCGAGUGCCGAGUCUCGAUGACUUCGCGGGACAGAGCUGGAGCUCGUGGGUGGAACGGGCCGACCUGCAUGCGGCAGAUGAAACUGAGGUACAAGGGCAACCCCUGGACAAAGCCCCCCUAAGAAGGGGAGGGGCUUGCGUAGCUGAUCAAGGAGACUUUGAAGAUGCCAAAGGGUCCAAAGACAGCAGUUUCUCUACUCUAUGGCCAUCCUAUCAGUGCAGGACCUGAGAAGCUGAGUGUAACUUUGAUGAUACUAUGGGGCUGAGCUGGAGGAGAGUAGCAAAAACAUGAAGAAGUUGGACGCCAUGACCCUCAUUAAAGAAGACAUGAACAUCUUCGGGCACUGCCCCGCCCAUGACGACUUCUAUUUGGUUGUGUGUAACCACUGCAGCCAGGUGGUGAAGCCUCAAGCCUUCCAGAAGCAUUGCGAAAGAAGACAUGGGCCCCUCAGCAAGCUUUAUGCCCGGGCCCCACCCCCACCUCCAGCCCCUGCCAGCUCUCAGAAAUGCCAUGUAGUGAAUGGGCAGGGCCCAGCUUGUAGAGCCCCAGGUUCUACCAAAACCUCCUCCAGGGAGAAGGGCCAAGGGUCCCGGAGCCGUGGCCAUCAGCCUCCUGAGAAGACCCAGAAGGACAACCUCUGCCUUUUCGUGCCUGUGGUGAAUCUGGAGAAGAUGUCCAGUCUCCCGAAGCCUGAUGGACAAGGAGUCAGGGUGGCUCCACCCUCUGCUUUCCUCAGUCAGCCAGGAGGCCUCCCCAAGGACUCCCCUGGAAAAGUCCCCACGGCCCCCUCUCCUAAAGAUCCUCCUGGCAGAGAGAACAUCGAGUUAAUCCCUGGUGAGGGCUCCAAUCACCGGGCCGAAGGCAGCCCCCCGGAGAAGGAGCCCAGUGGAGCCAGGCUGCCUCCUAAAACCCACCGAAAGAUGGCUCGUAAAGAGUUUGACCUCAACAGGCAGUGUGGGGUCAUAAAUCCAGAGACCAAGAAGAUCUGUACACGACUAUUGACCUGCAAGAUCCACUCAGUGCACCAACGCAGGGAGGUCCCAGGCAGGACCAAGGACUUUGAUGUGCUAGUGGCUGAACUGAAAGCCAACUCUCGCAAAGGAGAAUCUCCCAAGGAAAAGAGCCCAGGACGAAAAGAACCAACCCUCGAGCGCCCCUCCCAGGAGCUUCCCUCCGCCAUCCAGGGUGCAGCGGUAGCAGCUGCCCCCAGCAGCACCUCUGCUCGGUCUAAGCAGGCCUAUCCAUACUGUGCACUUCCCAGGUCCCAGGCCUCCUCUGAGAGUGAGGUGGAUGAAGAAGGUCCCUGUGGUGGAGAUGGGGAUCCAGGCCUGUUCCCUUUCCCUCUGCCCCGGGGUGGUGCCCAGGCCUCCAGCGAGGAGAGUGAGGAGGAGGGGACAUCCGAUGACCUCCACCUUCCCCCUGACUGCCAUUAUGCAACCAGGCCCCCUAGGCCACAGGCGUUUUGCACAUUUGGAAGCCGGCUGGUGAGCCCAGGAUGCUACGUGUUUAGCCGCCGGCUAGACCGGUUCUGCUCGGCACUCAGCUCCAUGCUGGAACGGCACCUCAGCUCACACAUGUGGAAGAAGAUCCCACCAGCGGCUGAACCUCCAUCCCAUCUUGUCAGUCCCUCCUUAGCUGAUACCCUGAGUCCAUCCUCUAUGGGCAGCUGCCCCCGACUCCCAGGCCCAUCCCCCCGACCUGCCUGCCCAGCCUCCAUACCCCCCAUGAAGGACAGCCUUGUCCCUAGCUACCCUGCAGGCUCCCCCAGUGUAGCAGCUGCCUGCAGCCAGGCAGAGUGCAUGGGCGGUAGCCAGGCUAUUACCUCACCACUGCCUGCCAAUACUCCAUCUCCGUCCUUCAGCAAGCUGCCACCUUCCAAGGCCAGCAAGUCGUCCAAAAGCAAGGAAGGGGUGGAGAUGGAGGCCCCUUCUCGAAAGCGGAAGUUAUCCCCUGGCCCUACCACUUUCAAACGGACCUGCAUCCUGGAGCCUGCUGGAAAAGCCAAACCCUCUGGCUGUCGGGGUCUCUCAGCCAAGACUAAAACAACCCUGGGCAUGGGGCUUAAUGGAACAGUGGGGCCAAGAGUGAAAAGAGCAGGUCCCCUGGACUGUCGGGGUUCCCCUCACUCAUCUCCCAUACCAGUCAAGGCUUCUCAAAUAGAGAACCGGGGAGCAGCUGGACACCCAGCUAAGGUCCUGCCAACCAACUGCCUCUCUGAGGAGGAGGUAGCCAAGAAGCGGAAAAACCUGGCCACUUACUGCCGGCCAGUCAAGGCCAAGCACUGUCAGGCGGGUGUCCCUCCUGAUGGGACCUGCUCUGUUCGUCGUAAGAAACCAGGUCCAGCCCUGCCCUUUGAGGAGAAGUGCUCUACACUGAAGGUACCAGUCCAGCUUCCUGAAGGACAUGGGCAGAGAGGGGUCAGGAGGGCUGAGGCUGGGGAACACAGUAGGUACGUGACGUGGAGAGGGUGCUAAGGAGAAGAAUCCAGAAAAGGGAAUAAAGGGAAACUGAGAGAACUCCUGGGCCAUCUGCUCUAGGGAGAGGUCGGUCAGCUGUUUCCAAGGUGACCCCAGCUUCUGCCUGAGGGACCUUUCCUCUGCCCAGCCUCCUCCUUUGGGCUUAGGACAUGCUGUUCCAUCCCACCUUUACUUGCACUUUAGUCUAAGGACCAUUUCUUUUUGAGCUGUCUGUGGCCCUCCCUCCAGGACUUGGAGCUACUUUUCCUAAAGGGGAAGGGAGUUUGGGUCCCAGCAUCCUGAGUAGCUGAUGGAUGGGCUGCUAUAGUUGUUUGGUUCUUUCUCUGGCAUUAGGACGUCAGAAAGCAAGUACUCAAUUUAAGGCCCUCAAAGUCAUUUUGGAUUAUAGUAUAUUCUCCAGGUUUCUAGUAAAGCUUGCAGUUAGGUUUAUUUACCUUUUCUGUUGGAGGGUGCUUUCAUCUAUCCCUGUGAUCUCUGUAAGGAGGGAUUUCUGGGAGGUGAGACGCGAUCAUAGGCUCCUGAUUGAGGCAUGGAUUAGGCACAUGCUCACUGUCCUGGCACCUAUGAGGGAAACCUGAUAGUUGGUAAAGGACCUGCCUCUGUGUGUACAGGUGUGUGUAUGUGUGUUCUUCAGGUCUGCCUCUGUUAGGCUGGCAUUCAUUUUCCCCUUGCUCAGUCGUAUUUAUCAAGCCAGCCGAAGGAAUUCAAGGGUUAGCCCAGAUGUUCACAGGGAAGGAUACUAGAUAGGCCCCUACCCUGACCCUGUCUCUUACCUCUU
Arvicola amphibius (Eurasian water vole) is the source of this 3278-nucleotide messenger RNA. RefSeq names its product ataxin 7 like 2 (gene Atxn7l2). The transcript has 11 exons. The record is from RefSeq and is a predicted model, not a curated record. Lineage: Eukaryota; Metazoa; Chordata; Mammalia; Rodentia; Cricetidae. The coding region runs from base 311 to 2497 and encodes 728 amino acids.